Molecule: messenger RNA, 3770 nt
Organism: Myripristis murdjan (pinecone soldierfish)
Lineage: Eukaryota; Metazoa; Chordata; Actinopteri; Holocentriformes; Holocentridae
Gene: avl9
Product: AVL9 homolog (S. cerevisiase)
Exons: 16
Coding region: 129-2036 (635 amino acids)
Cellular component (GO): cytoplasm
Source: RefSeq, a predicted model, not a curated record
GAACAUCCGUCCGCUGAGAUUGGGUUCCUCCUGCCGCGGACGGGUCGGUCUUUCAGGCGGAAAAAAAGCGGCACCGUCGCUGUGUUUACAUCCGACCAGCGAGUGGAAAACCACACGGAGACACCCAGAUGGAGUCGCAGGGCAAAGAGGAGCCGAAGGGACCGGUUUUACACAUCGUUGUGGUCGGCUUUCAUCACAAAAAGGGCUGUCAGGUCGAGUUCUCCUACCCGCCGCUCCUUCCAGACGAGGGCCAUGACAGCAGCUCCCUGCCGGACGAGUGGAAGUACCUGCCUUUCCUGGCGCUUCCCGACGGGGCUCACAACUACCAGGAAGACACAGUUUACUUUCACCUCCCUCCGCUGACUGGAGACAUGAAGUGUGUCUACGGAGUGUCCUGUUACCGUCAAAUAGAGGCUAAGGCUCUAAAGGUCCGACAAGCUGACGUCACCAGGGAGACGGUUCAGAAGAGCGUCUGCGUCCUCAGUCGAGUGCCUCUGUACGGUCUGCUUCAAGCAAAAUUACAGCUCAUCACACACGCCUACUUUGAGGAGAAAGACUUCUCUCAGAUUUCCAUUUUAAAGGAGCUGUAUGAACACAUGAAUGGCUCUCUGAGGUGUUCGACUCUGGAGGGCUCACAGGUUUACCUCGGGCUGUCAGCAAGAGACUUAAUACUGCACUUUAGACACAAGGUCCUCAUCCUCUUCAAACUCAUUCUGCUGGAGAAGAGGAUCCUGUUUUACGUAUCUCCUGUCAACAGGCUAGUUGGAGCUCUGAUGACAGUUUUAUCGCUAUUUCCAGGCUUGAUCGAACACGGCCUGGUGGACUCCUCCCACUACAGGCCAAAGAGCAGCGUGUCAGAGGACCUGAGUCUGGUGGAGAGCGUCCCAGGAGCCGAGGAGUUCGUCUCCGUUUCCGUCACUGACAUCGCUGACGCCUCCCUGGAGGUGGAGGAGAGGGAGGAGACGUCCCGGGACAAGGCGGAAGCUCCGUCCUCCUCGACCAGCACAGAGGGGGACAACCAUCACCUGAAACCCCCGUCACGCACCUCGCCGGAGUCCUCCGAGAGCGAAUGGGAGACGCUGGAUCCCAGCAUAUUAGAGGAGGGCGGAGUCAAGGAAGCGGCCGAGGGGAAGGAGGCGGGGUCAGAGCACCCGGAAACCUUUGACCCCCAGCCGGGGAUCCCCAUCACGGUGCAGCCGCAGUCGGCCGCGGGCCAGGGGGUAGUCACCCAGGGCCUGGUGUCCGGUCUGGACGAGGAUCAGUACGGGCUUCCCCUCGCCAUUUUCACCAAGGGUUACCUGUGUCUGCCCUACAUGGCCCUGCAGCAGCAUCACCUCCUCUCCGACGUGACGGUGCGCGGCUUCGUUGCCGGGGCGACCAACAUCCUCUUCCGCCAGCAGAGGCACCUGAGUGACGCCGUUAUUGAGGUGGACGAGGCCCGUAUCCAGAUCCAGGACCCUGAGCUGCGGAAGAUGCUGAGCCUGACGACGGCAGACCUGCGUUUCGCCGACUAUCUGGUCAAACACGUGACGGAGAACCGCGAGGACGUUUUCCUGGACGGGACGGGCUGGGAGGGCGGCGACGAGUGGAUCAGGGCCCAGUUCACCCUCUACCUCCAAACCUUACUGUCCUCCUCCAUACAGCAAGAUAAUGAGAGGCUGCUGGCUGAUUAUGGCGUGCCUUUCAUCGCGGCGUGGAAGAUCACCCACAACUACCGGGUGUGGUACAGCAACAAGCACCCAGCCAUGGCCGACAUCACUCCGGGCCACCCGUUCCAGGGACAGUAUAGUGUUGCUGACGUGAAGUUAAGGCUCUCACACUCGGUGCAGAACAGCGAGCGGGGGAAGAAGAUCGGGAACGCCAUGAUGACCACCAGUCGCAGCGUCGUCCAGACUGGGAAGGCCGUGGGCCAGUCGGUGGGCGGGGCGUUGACCAGCGCCAAGUCGGCCAUGUCGUCCUGGUUCUCCACACUGGCGCAGCCCGCAGCCAUGGCCGGCCCGGACUGCCCCGAGCCCGCCGCCGAGGUCAAGCCGUGACCGCCGGCGCGUCCAAGCACUCUGCAGGUGUCCCCUCUUUCACUUUCUUCUCCUUCCAUUUCCUCUGGCUCCCUGACAGCCUGUGGGUGAGAGGACUUUGGGGUGUCCUUUUUUUUUUAUUUAUUUUGUUUGUUUUUUUUACCUGACCUGACCUGGUUUUAUGAAGGAGAAGGAAGACACGGGGCAACAAAAAGGGCAGGAAACGGUAAAUCAACUCUGACAAAAAAAAAGAACAGGAGUCCCACCCCUGAUGAAGCAGAUUAAUCCCACCUGUGAUCGACACCCCAGCCCCCCCCGCCCCCCUCGGUGUCUGCGGGGUUUACCUGGCAUCACAGCCGGGAUCCUGCUCUGCUCUCCAGCCCGUUUUCCUCCCACUGUGGGCGAGAAGCUGCGCCGCCACUUUCGCCGAACAACCCAGCACGCAUCCACUGUGAGGCGGCGGAUCUGCCCCGAAAACUGAUCAAAUCCUGAAUCUGAACGGGCCGCACACACACACACACACACUCACACACUGCUGGACGCUCUCACACACCAGACACUAAAGACGCUGCCGUCGGGUUUGCUGUGUUCAUACGUUGCUGCGUAUUUCUGGAGGUUCUCUCCUGACAAAAACAACUGUAAAAAAAAAUGUAUUUGUGUGUCCUUAGGUAGCCUGACAGCAUGAGUACUUGAGAUUUUAUCAGUCCUGUUAUUAAGUUCGCUCAGGCUCGUGACGACACUGUACAUGCCUGUGUGAUGACAUUGUAAUCGUGACGGUAACAACAUCGAUUUCCAGGCGAUCGGCGAUGAUCUCGGAUUACUUUGGGUUGCCGACGCUGCAAUUACGAAAUUUUGAAUGCUGUUACUUCAACAGUUACAAUGUUUUUGCAUCAACCUCCUUUACCCAAUGCCUGAUUUUUGUGUCCUGUAGCCUAGAAAUAAUUAUUAUUAUGAAGGAACCUGCACCCAGAUUUGUGUGUUGACUGGGUUUUACCCUUAUUUUGGACCCCAGAGCUAUUUUUUCUAGCUAGCUUUCAGUAUACAUAAUGGGAGAGAUACAGUAUAUUUGACUAUAAAAUAUCGAGGCGGGAGAUCGUUUAAGGUUCAGACGGUUUAUUUAUUUGUCGUGGAUCGGCUGAUUGGUACAUAAUCUGUGUAAUUUCCAUGUUUUGUCAUGAUAACACUGGAACAAGUCCGAAUCUGUGGACCACUCUUAUGUGUUUGCACAUAGCAACCAUUAUGAUAUUUAUGUCUACUUGCUUAUCUUGUAUAAUUGUAAUUUCGAGGUGCUUACAGGAACCCCUUGUUCACUUUUCCUCCCCCCCCCCAUACAAGUACUGUUUGUAUUUGACAUUGUUUGAGUGUCGGAUUUGUUUCUAAAAGUGGUAAGCAUGCUCUGUCAAGUCCAGUUUUUCCAGCUGAAAAUGAGUAUCACCCCUUUUGUCGGCCUUUAAAACCGUUUUAUACGUUCGCUCCUUGGUUUGUUUAUUUUUUCAUGCUUUAAAAAGACCCUCUGUGGCCAGUUAGGUAGCUCAUUUUUGGAUUUGCGUUUCCGAAAAUGGCUGUUUAAUCUCUCUUCUUCUUUUUUUUUUAUCCUCUGACAAUUAUAUUUUCAUUUUGUAUUUAAAAAAAAAUAUAUAUGAAUGUAUCGUGAAUUCAGAUUCACAAAAUAUUUUUCCUGAGAGAUGCUUUUAAUGUAUUUCAGAAGAAAGUGAUAUAUUAUAUUGCUGCAUUCAAAUAAAUAAUUAAAACAUA